ACGUUUGUGUAGAGAAGAGAAUCUUUCUUUUUUUUUUCGAUAUUGAAGACUGGGCUUUAUUGGGCUUUCAUGUUUGUAAACUCAAUGUACUUAUAGUUGAAACAAAAAAGGAAUUUAUUAUAAGAAAAAAAAAAAGAUGUUGUUGUGUCCGUUCAACUAAUAAAAGCCCAAGUACUUUUUUUUUUUGUUGCGUUGGUUAUUUAUACAUUUGCAAAAAAGGUCCCAUAUUUAUUUCCUUUUUCAUUUCUUAUCAAACUUUUGACAACGAUCAUCCAGGUCCCACUCUGCUUCUUAACCAUUCUUUACCAAAAAUCAAUUGUUCUCUCCCUCUCAGCUUCCGAAGUCUUCAUCUUUCUCGACAAUAUCUAAACCUUGUCUGAGAAUCAUUUGAAGAAGAUCUUUCAUCAUCACCGAUCCACUUUCUGAUUUAGGUCAAUGGAACAGACAAAGGAUGAUUCUGAUUUUGAGGAUGAUUGUGAAACGAAGAUGGAGACUGAUACAUCAGCUCAAGAGGCAAGGAAUGGUAAAGACAUACAAGGGAUUCAGUGGGAAGGGUUUAAGUAUAAUAGAGACGAGUUUCGUGAGACUAGGUUGAAACAAUAUGAUAACUUUGUUAAUAUCUUAAGGCCUAGCUCUCGAGAAAAGCUUGAUAAGGAACAUGGGCAAGUAGUUGAGAAAGGAAAGAACUUUUAUGACUUCCAAUUCAAUACAAGGCUUGUCACUUCCACUAUUGUGCAUUUUCAGCUUCGGAAUUUGGUAUGGGCGACAUCUAAGCAUGAUGUAUAUCUAAUGCAAAAUUAUUCACUCAUGCACUGGUCAUCUCUACUCCAGAGAGGGAAAGAAGUACUUAAUGUCGCCAGAUCAGUUACCCCCACUCAGAAACUACCUGGAUUGUUUUCUGAGCCACUCUCUAGGGUGCAAGUUAGCAGCAUGGCAGUCAAAGAAAAUCUGAUCCUUUUAGGAGGGUUCGACGGGGAGCUUCUCUGCAAGUGUGUAAAUCAGCCUGGGGUUGCUUUUUGCACAAGAUUAUCAACGGAAGAUAAUGCCAUCACAAACACAGUUGAUAUAUACCGAGACCCAAGUGGCUCCCUUAGGCUUAUAACCGCAAAUAACGACUGUAAAAUUCGUGUAUUCGAUGCUCAGAGCUUUACACGUGUCAGUGAAUUUGCUUUAGAUUGGUCUGUCAAUAAUACCUCAGUUAGCCCGGAUGGGAAGCUACUCGCUGUAGUCGGGGACAGUACAGAAUGCUUGAUCUCUGAUUCCCAUUCUGGAAAAGUUAUUUCAAGCCUCAGAGGCCACAAAGACUACUCAUUUGCAUCUGCUUGGCACCCGAAUGGUCUAAUCUUAGCAACGGGAAACCAAGACACGGCAUGCCGUCUCUGGGACAUUCGUAACCCGUCAGAAUCAUUCGCUGUCCUGAAAGGAAACAUGGGAGCCAUCAGAGGACUGAAGUUCACACCAGAAGGGCGGUUUCUUGCAAUGGCUGAGCCUGCAGACUUUGUUCACAUCUUCGACACGCAGUCCGGGUUUCUACAGUCCCAAGAGAUUGAUCUGUUUGGAGAAAUAGCCGGGAUCUCGUUCAGCCCCGAUACAGAGGCACUAUAUGUAGGGGUCGCAGACCGCACUUAUGGAAGUUUGCUGGAGUAUAAGAGGAGAAAGGAUAAUCACUAUAUGGACUCCUUUUACUGAGAAAAGGUAAAUGAAAAGUAAAAAGCAUCUAAUAUGUUGUCACAAGAUGGGUUUAACCCUAUUAGUGUGUAUAUGUAGACAGAAUUGGUAGUUUCUUUGGUAAUAUCUGUUAUGUACCCAUAAUAUAUCUUACCAAACUUUAAGUAUGUUUUGUUAAUUGUGAUUGUUUUUACUAUUUAGGGGUCCGAGACUUGUAGAUUAAACAGGCCAUAUACGGCAUUGUGCUUGGGUUUGAGACUCCACAUUUGUCAACAAAACAUCGGCCAAAAGUUGCUACUACUUAGCCACUAUUAGAUGACUGUAUCGCGACCACAUAUACUUGGUCGUAUAUCAGUGCAAUUUUGUGACCAAAUACGAUAGUCGCUACUCGCUAAUAUAAUCGUAAAGUAACGAAUAUAUUUCAUACUGGAAACAAUAGUCACAAAAACAGUCGCUAUUUACUACUCUAAAAAGAAGAUUUAAAUGUUAUU
Messenger RNA from Arabidopsis thaliana (thale cress), 2159 nucleotides. Its product is annotated as Transducin/WD40 repeat-like superfamily protein. The transcript is spliced from 10 exons. The record is from RefSeq and is marked reviewed. Bases 436 to 1689 code for a protein of 417 amino acids. Lineage: Eukaryota; Viridiplantae; Streptophyta; Magnoliopsida; Brassicales; Brassicaceae.